Xiphophorus maculatus (southern platyfish) is the source of this 5504-nucleotide messenger RNA. RefSeq names its product synaptopodin 2 like (gene synpo2la). The record is from RefSeq and is a predicted model, not a curated record. The transcript is spliced from 4 exons. Lineage: Eukaryota; Metazoa; Chordata; Actinopteri; Cyprinodontiformes; Poeciliidae. Gene Ontology annotation, biological process: positive regulation of actin filament bundle assembly. Gene Ontology annotation, cellular component: Z disc; actin cytoskeleton; nucleus. Gene Ontology annotation, molecular function: actin binding. The coding region runs from base 520 to 4089 and encodes 1189 amino acids.
CACAAGAGGUGGCAGGAUCCUAUUUUUGGAGGGGCUAUCAUCAAUCCAGAGGCAUGGGUCUGAGUGACAGGACAAGUGUUGGGCUGGACCUUCCCCCUCGCUCAGUUGGUGCAGACAUUCUUCAGGGUAAGCAGCAUCAGGACACCCCCUCCCUCCAAACACACACACACACAUCAUGUAUCCCUUUCCCUCUCCUCCCCCCUCUACUGAAGCUAAGAUGGAGGCAGCACUCUACGUAUGGGUGGAUUGCACAGGAGGGGUGUGUAGGCGUGGAUGUGCAGGCGGGUGUGUGUGUGUGUGUGUGUUUGUGCAGGUGUGAGUACUGGCCGGGGAGCUCAGGCGGCAGACGGUCCGCCAGAAGAACAGCAGAUCAGAGCUCUACGAGGGGGCCCUGACUGCUAACCAUGGAGCCACAGCACUGAGGGGCCGCCCUAAAAUAUAAUAUAUAUAAAAGCCAAACAAUAUCGGAUAAAUAAACAAGAAAAGAAAAAACUUUAAAAAAAGAAAAAAGACAGAACAAUGGUUGCAGAAGAGGUGAUCAUCACCCUGUCCGGUGGGGCACCUUGGGGCUUUCGUCUGCAGGGAGGCGUGGAGCAUCAGAAACCGCUCCAAGUGGCGAAGGUGCGUAAACGUAGCAAGGCCUGCCGGGCUGGGCUGCGGGAGGCGGAUGAGCUGGUAUCUAUCAACGAACAACCAUGUGGAUCUCUUUCCCAUGCCCAGGCCAUGAACCUCAUCGACAGCUCCCCUGGGAUACUAAACAUCCUAGUCAGAAGGGCGCCUGCUGCUUUUCAAUCUGUUGUCCUUGUCACCCGUGCCCCGUCUCCACGGAUAGAUAAAGAGUACCGUGCUGCUCUUAAAGCCAUGUCCCCAACCCAACCCCACCACGCGCCUGUCCGCGAGGUCCACCGUAGUCGCUCCUCCUUGACCAGUGGAUUAACUUCCCCACCUGGCAGCGAAGCUUAUUACGGGGAGACAGAUAGCGACGCAGAUGUGGCGGGUUAUGAGAGGCAACGGCGGCAGAAACGCAGAAGCCCCAGCAACUCCAACUCCGGGAAACCAUCCGGAAGGACAUCUCCCGAAGGAGGGGAGACGUCGGAGAUGAGUGGCUACGACAGUGCUCCAGAUGCCCAGGCUUUCCCUCGUUCACUGGAAGGACGUGGCGGAAAUGGAGAUGAAGGAGGCAACCUACCUGGGGUCACAAGAAAAGAGGUUGUUUACAAACCGCCAGGUCCAGGAAUGUGGUCCUCCCAGACGUCCACUGAAACUUCCUCGAUCAUCUCCUCAGCAGAUGACCAGGGGCCACGGGAUGGAGGACAGGAGGAAGACAGUGGUUUUCUAGAGCUGGCCAAUGUGCCACUGGUGUCCCCAGAGAGGGCAAAGGAGGCUCUGAUGUUGGGUUCUCGCAGUCAGCUUGUGCCCAUGGUGGGUCCUGUGAAUAAACCCAUUGAUGAGGAACUUACGACAACCUACAUGGAAAAGGCUAAGCAAGCUAAACUGAAUCGAGGGGACACACUUCAGGACAAGCAAGUAAAGGAAGCCAAGAGCAAGUGUCGGACAAUUGCAUCUCUGCUGACAGAUGCUCCAAACCCUCACUCUAAAGGAGUGUUGAUGUUCAAGAAAAGAAGACAGCGCUCAAAAAAAUAUACCUUGACAAGCUUUGGGAGUGUAGAUGAGGACAGGUUUCAGGACUCACAAGAGGAUGACGGGGUGUUUCCUGGCAGCGAAUCUGAGUUUGAUGAGGAGGGCUUCUCUGGAGCUCCAGACCCAACUUGGGAUAGCGACUACCUGGAUAAGCUGGAAAAGAGGGCGACGGCAGGCACAGAAGGUCGUGAGGUUGGAGCAGAAAACGCUUUGAAUCCUGGUUUGAGUGACACUGUCGGAAAGGGUGCUCAGUUGUUUGAGCAGCAAAGAAAAAGAGUGGAUGAACUUGCAAAGAAAGGAGAAGCAGCACAUUCUCAUGCACCCCUUGAAUCUCAAGUACAGGAGCAUUGUCAGAUGCAUCCAUUGCAUCUUGAAAUUCCUGUACAAGUGCAACCAACACAAGGACCUCAACAGUCACCAUCUGGUCCUACACCUGCACAGGCAAGUCAGCCUCAAAUUGUUAAUUCCCCCCAUGCAGUACCUCAUGGGAACUUAACUAAUUCUACAGUGAGUGCAGUUAGCACGGUGAUGGCACCUCCUCCUGUAGCACCCAAGCCAGUCACAGCCUUAGUUACGGUUCUGAGCAGUUCUGCACCCCCUCCUGAAACCCCGUUGCCUGAACUGCCUGCAAGCAAUGUUCUAAACAGAACGGCACGUCCUUUUACCCCUGGCUUCAUCAGCAUUCGAGCCGCAACUGCUCCUGUAACGUUUCGACCAGCUGUCUCAAAGAAGACACAACGACCUGCCUCAGCAGCUGUUGUGACCCCACCAUUUUCCACUGCUUCUGAAGUAGCCAAUAAUGCAACACCCGUAACAUCACAGCAACCCCCUGGUCCUCCACCAGUGGUUCCCCCGCCAUACUCCUUUCCUAAAGAUUUCCUACCCCUGACACCAGAAGCUCCUGUUACUAUUCACACUCCUUCUCUUUCUGCCCCUUUUGAAACAAUGCAGUCAUCACCAGGAUUAAGUGGUGUUCAUCAUUCUCCAUUUUCAACUAUGACCCCAGUGUCUAUGCCUUCAGUACCUAGACCCCCACAAACAUCUGUUCCUUUUCCUCCUUUGUCCCAAAUUAAUGGCUCAGCUGAUCCUAUUGCCUCAGUACCUCCACUCCAAGUGCCAGCAGCUCAGCCACCAGCUCCACAAGUUUCCAUACCAUCAGUUACUCAAGAAUCUGCAAUCACAAAGCCUGAAACUGUUGUCGCAACCGCUGUUCCUGGUCCGACAGGUCGUACAGGAAUCUUACUUGAAGCAAGACGGCGUAGUGGCAAACCUAAACCUAUGUUUAAUGUGCCAGAAGUGGUAAAGAAAUCCCCAAAUCCUGACUUAUUAUCAUUGGUUCAGAACCUAGAUGAACGGUCUACCAGACACAAAUAUGGCCAAACAACUGCUGACGACGUCUAUGAAGAGGAGGAAAGUGAUGAGGCUGGCACAGGAAGGGCGCCACCCCCAGUUGCACCAAAACCUCGGGUCAUUCAUGAGACCCCACAGAUUCUUCAAGCUGGGGGCAAAGGGGCUCAAUUGUUUGCUAAAAGACAGAGCCGCAUGGGUAUGUAUGUAGUCGACACCCCAUCUGAGACCCCUUAUCAGCCGGAUGUGGCCAUGCAAAUUACAUCUCAACAGUUUGACUCCUCUGUCAAUUCUUCCCAUCCCUCUCAGUGGAAAUACUCUCCAAACGUCCGUGCACCUCCGCCUAUCGGAUAUAACCCGCUGUUAGCCCCUUCUCUUCCCACAGGCCCUCAGAAAGAUGCAAGCAACCCAGACAACAAGGCAAGAGGAAGCUCCCAAAAGGAAGGCAUCAAGACUGUGGAUUUCAUGAAGAGGCAACCUUAUCAGCUCAACUCUGCCAUGUUCCAGUAUGGAGGCAGUGUCACCAAUCUGUCAGCCAUGCCUUCAUACCAGGCCCAGCAGAACAACUAUACAACAACAAUGGUGGGAAGCUCACUGACCUCACCUCGGCAAAUACCCCUCAAAACAGCCCGUGUCUAUGAAAUCAAGCGCUUCUCUACCCCAACACCUAUGUCAGCUCCAACUAUCACACCUAAAGUCAUUGCUCCUCGCUCGGCUACUACUCUUGGAGAACGUUUGACUCGUUCAGGCAUGACAUCCCCACCUCCUGUUGCCUUUGCUCCAGCUUCAGCUCCACUCCAGUCAGUCUGUACUUCGAAACCAGUUUUUUCUUCCUCCCAACCGACACGGCUACCCAACCUGCCAAAGUUCUCUGCCACCCCCAUUCCAUGCUCUGUACCUCCUUCGGUCCCCACACCUUACACUCCAGCCUCAUACUCCAGUGGGCUGCAGACAGCCAAGCAGUUUCAGAGUGCUCCAGAACUUAGCAUUCUUGCAUCUCUGCCCCCACUGAAAAACAACCCGGUUCAGGCCCCCAAACCACAUUUUGUUGCCACUAGGGGCGGUGCGCAGCCCCAUGUCUGGAGACCAGGGGCAUUUUAAAAAGGCAACACACCUGUGGGGUUAGUAAUUAUCAACAUAAUUACUGAAUAAUUAAUAUUCAGUAAUUAUAAGUAAGCCAUAAUCAGUAAGUCAUAAUUAAGGCUUCUGACUCAUUACAUGCAGACUAUUAGUAUCAACUGUCAUAACUGCUUCUUUGUUUAGUCACAGCACAGUUUUUCCUUUUAAAUAACAAAAGGAAAGUUUUUGCUGGCUGCAGAAACAAAGAUAAGGAUUUUGAGGAUACUAAUUUUGGAAUUUUUUUUUAACAUUUUACAAUAUGUUGAAAUACCAAGGUAUUAAAAAUGUAUUUCCUAUCUGGUAAAGAACAAAACGUUAGGCAAUGUUUUGCCAAAAGAAAUGAUUUUAUUAUGAAGUUCAAAAAUCUUCAAAUGAACAAAUACCUAUGUUCAAAAUACUGCAUUUUUUAUAUACCUUUGCUUUUGACAUAUAACUUGAUACUAAUGGGGUAAAGCAGUACCCUGGGCCUAGUUUUGAUUAGGCAUUUGCAGGCUUAUGCCUUUCGUUCAGACGGAAUAUAAACCCUAAUGCUCACUUUAGCCUGGAAGGAAGGAUUUCUCAUUUGCACAGGUCACAUUAUGUGAGCACAGUUAGAGCAAUACUUGUCACUUGGCUAAUUUUAGAUGCCAUUCAGGUACAACACACUCUCAUUUUGCAAUGUGGUUGUUUGCAGAUAUAUGUACAUUGUUAAAUUUUAUUAAACAAAUUCUAAAUAUGAAGGAUGUGUAUUUUACUUUAUUUUUAGUCUUAGAGGAAUUAAUGGAAAGUUGACGCUGUUCAAUUUUGUAAAAAGGCUUAAGGAAUGAGAGAAGCUGUGACGAGACAAGAGGGCGAUACAUGUAAUGGAGUCUUAGGCAGAUCGUUGUCCAUUUGUCUGAAAUGGACGUGGUCACAUCUUUUAAAAUUAAGGCUUCUGACUCAUUACAUGCAGACUAAAAUCUCACAGACUGUAGAUGUGAACAGGAUGGCCAGGGAAGUAUGAUCAGGCAAAUUUGUGGUGGAGCUUAAAGAAUUGAUGGAUGGAAGACAGAGGCUUUAUUGGCAUCUUUUGUCCCACAAUAGUUGUGACAAAAAGCUGAAGUGUAAUGGAAAUGUACCUUGAAACCGAUGUUUUGAUGGAAGCAAGUAAGGCAUAUCUACAGUUGUUUGUUCUUCUUUUAUUUUUUAUUUUUUUUACUAAUGUUAGAUAUAAUUUCUAAUGAAUGCUUGCAUUUAUAAUACAACGGCUAAAGAUACUAAAAUUUUGCAUAUAGUUAUGUUGAGGUGUAAAAUAUGUUAUUCAAGCAGCUGGAUAGUUAGAUUAGGUGUGAAACUGUUUGUCAUUUUUGCUGAGUUAGAGUUUAUACUGAGUAAGAGAAGGCAAAUAUUUUGGAGAAAUAAAGUUAGAUUUGAAAGAA